CUUUUACAAAAAAUUAACUUAUAUUCUUCAUAAAUCUUAUUGUUGAUUUUUUUUACUAGGCUUAUUAUUAUUUUAUUCGACAUAAACGUCUAGCUUACAAUAAAUUAGAAGGAGCUCAAUGCUUCAAAAGCCAAUUAUUGUCGUCUGUAGCGGAGGUCUUUCUGGCCUUGUCUUCGCUCUUUCAUUAGCCGAAAUUUUUGUUACGAAAGAAAUUUCAGGAAAAAUUCUUCUUUAUCAUGAAGAUUAUAAAGUUCGUAAUUCGAAGAACCAGCUUUAUUCAAUCAAUGAGACAGAAAUCUUACACCUUCCACAAAGUGUCCGUGAUUAUGUAUCUCCUACAUAUUCUAUGCAUGAAUUAGAAGACCGACUUUUGGAAUUGAUUAAAAAACUUCCUAAGGAAACUGUCCAACUUAUUCACGAAAGGUUUGAUCCUGUACAAGCCAGUCAAGAUCUUAGAUUUGAUUUAUUAGUUCUCGCGGAUGGUUAUAACGUUAACCUUUGUGACGAAAAAGAAGUUAUUUCCAAUCAUUAUGAAUUAGAAAUUAACUUUAAUCUUACCGAUAAUCAUUUGCAGAGUAGUGAAAUAGAGAUCUUAUCUUUAUUUCAAACUAGAUAUUUGAUACAAUUCCAACAAAAUAAUCAAAGAGUUCUUAAAAUAAAUUUAUCGAAAUCUGAAUUCGACAAUAUUGAACUUGACCCG
Molecule: messenger RNA, 700 nt
Organism: Rhizophagus irregularis DAOM 181602=DAOM 197198
Lineage: Eukaryota; Fungi; Glomeromycota; Glomeromycetes; Glomerales; Glomeraceae
Molecular function (GO): GTP binding
Source: RefSeq, a predicted model, not a curated record